AUGCUUCCAACAUUGUCGGGUGAUACAGAAUUGCUCUCCAAAAAUACUUCGAUGAUAGCUCCGGUGGAGAUGCUGGUCGAUAACACCGCCACGAAUAACCAGCAGAUGACACCACAAUCCGGGGCAGACCUCUCCAACGAUUUUUCUUCAGGCGGACAACCCAAUAGGGUGGGGAUCAAUGAUGCUCAGCAGACUGGUUCGAUUCCGAUGGCCCCAUCAGCUGCCUACGCUUCGACGACACAUGUUCAGACCUUCUCCUAUGCCAAUGUCGUGUCUGGUGGGACUUCGCUAAAUGGGGCUUCCCCCUCGAACACACAAUGGACACCGGUCGGGGAACAUGAUCUAAUUCCCGGAGAACGGAAUGGUGAACCAGCACUCAGAGUCUCCACUGAGUUCAAAAAUAGGUUGUGUGCUCCCUGGCACCGAACUCUUGUGGUCAGGCUUUUAGGAAUCAAGGUAGGCUUCAACACUCUCUGUUCUCGGCUCCGGGCUCAAUGGCGACCUACUGGAACAAUGGAAAUCCGAGAUUUGGAUGAAGACUGCUAUUUGGUUAAGCUGAACAACGACCAAGACUACUUCAAAGCCCUAACCGAUGGACCAUGGGUGAUUUUUUAUCACUAUCUAGUUGUGCAACAAUGGACUCCGAAAUUCAAGCUGUCAGACCCGCUACCAAAGACGAUGAUUGUGUGGGUCCAGCUGCCGGCCCUGAAAAUCCAUUUUUACCAUAAGGAGGUGCUUACGUCUUUGGGCAACCUGAUCGGAAGGACGAUUAAGCUCGACUACCAUACCCUUACUCAACAACGAGCUAAGUUUGCCAGGCUUGCGGUGGAGGUUGAUUUGUCCAAGCCCCUGGUUCCAAGGAUUUGGCUGGAUGAUGAUUGGCAAAAGGUUGAGUACGAGAAUCUCCCCAUGGUGUGUUUUGACUGUGGCAAGAUCGGCCACCAAUCUACCGCUUGCCCUCUGCUUCGACCAGUCCCUAUGACGACGAUCGUGACCGCCGGCGGUGAAGAGUCCCAGCUGGUUCCGGCGGAGGAAUCGUCGGAGACUAAACCGGGGUUCGGCCCCUAG
Molecule: messenger RNA, 1068 nt
Organism: Linum trigynum
Lineage: Eukaryota; Viridiplantae; Streptophyta; Magnoliopsida; Malpighiales; Linaceae
Source: the annotation of a GenBank genome assembly